Molecule: messenger RNA, 702 nt
Organism: Helianthus annuus (common sunflower)
Lineage: Eukaryota; Viridiplantae; Streptophyta; Magnoliopsida; Asterales; Asteraceae
Exons: 3
Coding region: 1-702 (233 amino acids)
Source: RefSeq, a predicted model, not a curated record
AUGGCGUUGGCAAGGGUGUGGAGCAAUAACUCUACGUGUCCAAUCGUAGGUAAUAAUCAAAAGUCGGAUGGUUUUUGGAAAGAGGUUUGCAACAAAUUUCAUGCUUUGAUGCAAAAAGAACCAUACCGGGGAGUGAACUCAAUGGGCUCAAAGCAUCGAGAGAUGAAUAGGAAGAUAUCGGUGUUUUGUGGUCAUUACAACAAUGCUUAUUCGAAUCGGCUAAGUGGGGCGAGUGAUGAAUCGGUUUCUGCUACGGCCAUGGCAAAAUACCAGACAAAAGAAGGUAGUGCGUUCACAUACGAAGGGGCUUGGGAAAUCUUUAAAAUUUGUGCCAAGUGGGCACCGGUUCCUAACGAGGUGGCAAGAGCAAAGAUGUCUAAAACAUCCGGCGAUGGAGAUUCCGAAAUUGCAACGCCCAAUUGGUGGAGACAAAAUAAAAAAGGAAGCGGCAGCAAAAAAAAAGAGGCGUCGACAAAAAAUGAAUCUCCCGGUGAAUCGGAGGUGGAUAAGUUGAUAAGCAAGCUCCCCGAAUUAAAAGAAAUACAAGCGGGGAGACUUAAGUCGAAAGAAAAAGAAAUGCAAGAAGUGACUGAUCGUGAAGACUUUAAGCUAAUGGUGACAAGCAUCGACUCGCUCCCGGAAAAAGACAAGGAAGUGUUGCAAAAAAUGAAGGCGAGAAUUGCUCAAAAAUGGGGUCUAUAA